CCCUCCACCGACCAGUUCCUCGAAAUGCUGGUCAAGCGGGGCGGCGGCUUUGAUGGCAAAGAUGCAGUCCUGGACGAGGUGCGCGCGACGCUGGCGGCCAACGAGGCAGCCGCUGACGCGCCUGCCGACCUGUCCACCAAAGGCCUCCAGGACCUCCUCCAGCGCCAGUCGCGCAAGAGGAAGCAGCUCGAGGCGGCGCAGGAGAGGGCCAAUGCCGCUGCCGAGGUCCUCGAGCAGGCCAAGGCAGCCCACGCGGCGGAGAUCGAGAUCCUCCAGCGUCACCAAGACUCCUUCGCGGAGCUCGACAAGUACGUCAAGGCCGCGCAGGCCAAGACGGUCAUCCCCGACAUCGGGAUCCAGGCUGACGCCGGGGACCCAGCGUCGGAUCUGCAAUGGCUCGAAAUGUUCAGCCUGUUCUUGGGCAAAGGCGCGGGGCGCUUCGGCUUCGACGUCACUGAGCUCAAGACCCAGGCCGCUGCCAAGGUCACCGAGGUUAAGGCGAAGAUCCCAGAACCUCAGGCCAUGGAUUGGGACGCUGAGGACCCUGACCUGGUCGAGCACCUCAAGAGCUCCGGCGUGGACACCACCGACCCCGCUCGCGUCGAGCGCUUCAUGGAAGGCCUCCAGAAAGUGGCCAAGAAGCAGCGGGUUUGA
Prorocentrum cordatum is the source of this 654-nucleotide messenger RNA. The record is from the annotation of a GenBank genome assembly. NCBI's taxonomy places the organism in Eukaryota, Dinophyceae, Prorocentrales, Prorocentraceae.